AUGGUCACGCCGGUGUCCCGCUACCGCCUUCGCCCGCGGUCGGUGCGUGUGGCGGUGUCAGAGAUCCCGCUCGCCACGAGGCGGACGGCGAGGCAACCGCAGCCCGUGCCGGCGGCAGCGGCCGUGGCCGCGGAGCCGGCGAUUCCGAGCAACUUCCUGUGCCCGAUCUCGCUGGAGAUGAUGCGGGACCCCGUAACGGCACCGACGGGGAUCACGUACGACCGUGACAGCGUGGAGGGGUGGCUGGAGCGUGGCCACUCCACGUGCCCCGUCACCGCCCGCCCGCUGCGCGCGGAGGACCUCAUCCCGAACCACGCCACGCGGCGGAUGAUCCAGGAGUGGUGCGUCGCCAACCGCGCCCUCGGGGUGGAGCGCGUGCCCACGCCCCGCGUCCCGCUCUCCGCCGCCGACGCGGCCGAGCUCAUGGCGGCGGUGUCCGCCGCCGCGCGGCGAGGCGACGCGCCGGCGUGCCGCCAGCUGGCGGCCAGAGCCAGGGCGCUAGGGAAGGAGAGCGACCGCAACCGCCGGUGCCUCGCGGCGGCGGGAGCCGCCCGCGCUCUCUCUUCAGCGUUCUCACAGCUCGUUGACCAGCCGGCGCUGGCGUCGUCGUUGACCGCGUCCGGCGGCGCGCUGGAUGAGAUCUUGGCCGCGCUGGUCGUUUUCUUCCCGCUGGGCGAGGAGUGCAGGAGCCACAUUGCCUCCCCGGCGUCGCUGAACGCCGUCGUCUCUAUCCUGUGCCACGGCGAGACGACCGCGAAGGCCAGCGCCGCCGUCGUGCUCCGCGAGAUCGCGUCGUCGUCCGACCCCGACUGCCUCGACGCCAUGUCCGAGACCGACGGAAUACACGACGCGCUCAUCAAGCUCCUGCAGAGGCCCGUGUUGCCGCAGGCUACCAAGAACGCGCUGGUCACCGCCUACUACCUCGUCACGAACAGCGGCCUAGCAGCCAGCCGCCUGGUCGACCUCGGCAUGGUGGAGCUCCUGGUCGAGUUGCUGGUCGACGCCGACAAGGGCACGACGGAGAAGGCGCUCGCGGUGCUGGACAGCCUCUUGCUCACGGAGGAAGGCCGCGGGAAGGCGUGCGCGCACGCAUUGACCGUGCCGGUGCUGGUCAAGAAGAUGCAGCACGUGUCCGACAUGGCAACCGAGUUCGCCGUGUCGGCGCUGUGGCGGCUGUGCAAGAGCUUCUCCGGCGAGGGCCCGUGCAAGGCCGAGGCGCUGCAGCUGGGCGCGUUCCAGAAGCUCCUCCUCCUCCUGCAGGUCGGCUGCAUGGGCGUGACCAAGGAGAGGGCCAGCGAGCUGCUCAGGCUCCUCAAUGGAUCGAGAGACGGCGUCGAAUGCAUUGAUUCGGUGGAUUUCAAGGGGCUCAAGAGACCCUUCUCAUGA
This is a messenger RNA of Miscanthus lutarioriparius, 1386 nucleotides long. The record is from the annotation of a GenBank genome assembly. Lineage: Eukaryota; Viridiplantae; Streptophyta; Magnoliopsida; Poales; Poaceae.